AUGGCCUGCUGUUCAGCUGUUUUUGAGGGUUAUUUUGCCCUACCCAGUAAAAGAAGACGUAAGAGAAGAGCAAAUCAAGUACGUGCUCCAGCUUUACAGGCACAAAUUAUCCAACACAUAGAGGAGGAUGGUCCUCAUGAGUAUACCUUAGUAAAGGAACGCAGACAACCAAGAUCAACACCACAGAAAACAAGGAAACAAGUUGGUAAGCGUGGUGGUCGCCGUGGUGUUGGCCGAUGUACUAUUAUUGAUAUCCAUUUAGAAGUCUUAGACGAAUGUCAAAAAAAGGACCUGCAUUCGACGAAGGAAGACUUUUUUGAAAUUUUGAUUCAAGAAUUUAUGGGAAGCGAAUUCAUGAAAGAAGAAAAGAUUCCUAAGGAGCAGGUUGCAAGUUCCGAUUUCGGGUUUAUGGAGGAUGACUUUGUUCCUAAGGAAGAAAUUCAUAAGUGA
Messenger RNA from Plasmodium coatneyi, 450 nucleotides. Its product is annotated as SICA antigen. Bases 1 to 450 code for a protein of 149 amino acids. Lineage: Eukaryota; Apicomplexa; Aconoidasida; Haemosporida; Plasmodiidae. The transcript has 2 exons. The record is from RefSeq and is a predicted model, not a curated record.